ACACCCGCCCUGUCCUUGGACCUGCCUGAACUUGAGCACGGCGGGUUGCCAGCUUUCAGCUUGGGAUACUUCAAAGGCUAUGCCCGGGCCACAAGCCUCCUUUGCUUGCUGCAUUUCAUGAUGAAGCGAGGUGUGAUUGUGGUGAUGGAGUACCCAAUGUUCUGGGACUCCGUGCUUCGCAUUCGUGUGCAUCAUGUGAAGACUCAGAGUCGCAUGAGUGAGGCUUUGACGAACAUGAAGAUGUCGUGCAAAGGCUCCGUCCGCAAGGCCACGAACACUGUGCAGUGCGUCGUUAUGCUGAAGUCCCUCAUGACGGUCGGUGUGUCAGACCCGAUGGCCUUCGUGAAGCAAUGGAACGCCAUGUCGGCAAGAAGCUUCCACAUCAGCGGGAAACGGCAGGUGACCCUCAAGCUUCUCCUUGAGAUUGCACCCAAGGACAUUCUCCACCACGUGCAGAGCCUUGGCUGGGAGAACUCUGUCUGGUCGGACGACAACUUGUCGACGAAGAAGCUGUACCCGAAGUUCCUCCAGUUCGCAGCCCGCUGCAAGGCCUGGCAGCAAAGACUGCGCACUUCGGAGGAGUCCAUGGCUCUGGCA
Molecule: messenger RNA, 597 nt
Organism: Symbiodinium sp. CCMP2456
Lineage: Eukaryota; Dinophyceae; Suessiales; Symbiodiniaceae
Source: the annotation of a GenBank genome assembly